Molecule: messenger RNA, 1401 nt
Organism: Oncorhynchus masou masou (cherry salmon)
Lineage: Eukaryota; Metazoa; Chordata; Actinopteri; Salmoniformes; Salmonidae
Product: tonsoku-like protein
Exons: 3
Coding region: 182-709 (175 amino acids)
Biological process (GO): double-strand break repair via homologous recombination; replication fork processing
Cellular component (GO): nuclear replication fork
Molecular function (GO): protein binding
Source: RefSeq, a predicted model, not a curated record
GUUUACUGACCCCUGCUUGCCUUUGACCUGUCUAUUGCCUGCCCCUGUUGGAUUAUUAAACCAUUGUUAAUUCGGCAUUGUCUGCAUCUGGGUCUACCUGAUAGUAGUGAUGGCUCCUCUGUAAGUAAGAUUCAUGUCAACUAGUAAUGUUUAAACUGAGAACUCAACACUGACAUAUUGGAUGAUAGUACUAUGUCUAACUGCCUGGUUAAGGGCAUACCAUGAGAUCUGGGAUUUGAUUGGUCCCUUGCUGAAAAUGGAAAAGGAGUCACAGAGAACAUGGUUCUCGUUGGUUCCUUUGUGUGUUCCACAGGAUGACUGCUCCCUGACCCACCUGAAUCUGGCGGGAAAUGGACUGAUGGACAGCAGCAUUUCCACCCUCGCCAGGUGUCUGCCUGUCUGUCCCUCCAUGGUGUCUGUGGACCUGGCAUGGAACCCAGCGGUGACCUCAGCGGGACUCCACAGCAUCCUCUCCAACCGGCGAGCUUUGACCUAUCUCAACCUCCAAGGUUGUCAGGUAGCCGGACCCUGGGACAGCUCUAGUUUGGACGACUUGUCACACCAGGUCCAGGACCUGUGGCUGUGCUCCCAGGUGCUCAACAAACUGGACUGCAAGGCGCUGCAGCAGAUCUGGGGCCAGAGGAGGCCCGGGGGCUGCUUCCUCUCCAGGGAUGCCAAGUGCCUGCUCACUACUGCCCCUUCACUGUGAGGAAGACUCCUUCAGUUUUCACACCUUUAAAGACUGGUGUCGCUUCGAUUCCAAUGUGUACACUUGAGAUGAUUUACACUCCUUGGUCCUCAUAUUUGAGGCAUCUUUUGGUGACACAGGCUGCAGAGGGAUCUCGGCACCAAUAUUUUGAAUGCAUUAUGUAGGUAUAAUUAUUACAGGGUGUGUGUGGGAACUCUUUCAAGACUGUUGGAAAAGUUUUCCUCAAGAAGCUGGUUGAGAGAAUGUCAAGAGUGAAAAGCUGUCAUCAAGGCAAAGGGUAGCUAGCUACCUUGAAGAACCUCAAAUAUACCAUUUGUUUAACACUGUUUUGGUUUCUACAUGAUUCCAUAUGUGUUAUUUCAUAGUUUUGAUGUCUUCACUAUUAUUCUACAAUGUAGAAAAUAUUUUUAAAAAAAAUAAGAAACACCAUUGAAUGAGUAGGUGUGUCCAAACUUUUGACUGGUACUGUAUGUGUAAAUUGAGUCUGUAUUUUGUAUUUUGUCUAAGUUUUGUGAGUAUUCAAUGGAAAACACAAAUAUUAAGUGAACAUAAUCAUCAUUCUUUAACUCUAUUUGCCAUGGUGCUUUUUUUCAAUGCAACCCCCCAACAGUUGCUGACUGACUGAAGAAAUGGUCAAGCUGAGAAAUUAUUAAAUUGCUUCAUUCUGUCAAGUUCCCCCUAGUCUCUUCCCA